AUGGAAGGAGCUGGUACUGAGGAACACCCGCCCAGAGUACAAUAUUUUCUUUGCUUCAAUGACAAGAAAAAAAGGUUUAUAAAUAACACAUUUCAUCUUUAUUUGCAUAAGAAUUAUUUACUAUUAUAUUUUAGAAUUGGAACGAUUCACGAAGAUGUUACAACGGACGUAUUGGGUCUUAUUGGCCGUUGGCAAUGGCUUGUUACAUUUGCUUCUGCAACCUUAAUGGUACCUUCAAUGUUGAAUGAAUAUGAGGAUAUGUUGCUUCUGGAACCUUCGGAGGACAUAUAUUGUGACUUAUCAGAUACGAUUUCGAUUACGAAUUCCAGUUUAUGUACUUUCACUGUACUGAACGGCACGAAGGAAAUCAAGUGUAAUAUAUGGCAUAUCAAAUUUAUGUGGAUAAUAUGGAUAAAAAAGACGUGGCUAGUUUUCUGCGAUCAAAGGACGAAAGUGUUGUCAACGACGAUUAUAUGCAGAUUGGGUCUUCUAUUUGGCUGUAUAAUUUUCGGGCUUGUAUCAGAUAAUUUUGGGAGAAAACGCGCUAUCACAAUCGACGUCUUGGCAGACCUCGGAUUCCGGCUCAUUUUAAUAUUCUGCGACACAGAAAGCUGGUUUAAUCUGUUAAUUUUCUUGAGAUCAAUUUUUGCGAGUGCAAACAUUUAUACAGGCCUCGUUUUAAUCUCUGAAGUAGCAAGCAGCACUUGGCGAACUUCUUUAAGCGCGAUCGUGUCAACCCCAAGACUUCUAGCCAGCGUAUGCUUAGUGCCCUUAGCGAAGGCCGCCCCUAAUCUAGAGACAUUUAACUUCAUGGCUUGUCUCUUUGAUGUAUUUCUGCUGUUCCUUUUAAGGUGGACUCCAGAAUCACCUCAAUGGCUUCUUUUUAACAGAAAAAUUACUCAAGCCGAAAAAAUAUUACAAAAAGCUGCAAGAAUAAAUAGAAUCAAUGUUUGCAGCAACUUCAAAAUAAGACCAGUCAAUCACAGAGCCUAUGAUUGCUUAGACGAAAACCAGACAUGCCUGGGUAUUAUUACAAAAUAUAAUAUUAGAGUGUUAUCCAUAUCAAUGCUAGUAUUUUGGAGUUUCUACUAUUUCUUAUGGAGUUCUUUAUAUAUCGGAAUAUAUUCUAAGCAUAACCAAUACACAUUGUUAAAAUUGCUAACGAUUAUAGCUUUAUUGAGUGUAUUUAAUACGUUUUUAUAUAAAAAAGUUACGUUAAAAUUUUUACUUGUUAUAAAUAUAGGGUUACUGGGUGCAUGCAACAUAUCACGUAUAUUUAUGGAAUGGUUUAAAGUGAAUCACUCAGCAUUUGAAAUUGUCACGUCUAUAUCUUUAGGAACUGGUGUGAUAAUACAUGGCCUAAUCCUAAACAUUACACCUCGUUUGUUUGCAAUAAACAUACGUUGUACUUCACUCGGAUGCUGUCAUUCCAGUGGUCAAUUGGGUAGCAUUAUUUGUUACCUCAUAGUAUCGUUUCAUGCGUUUGAAGAUGUUGUAUUAAUUGUAAUAGAAACUGGACUAGCCAUUGGAUUGUUACUUCUAUGCUACGUGAUUCCUGACGUAGAUAGAAGGGAACUACCGGACAUUAUGGAAGAUAUGGACUAUUUUUCAGAGUUAUCGAAACCUCUUCGAUGGGCGACGCAAAAAACCAACUCUCCAUCAAAUGAAGAAUUAGAGAUAAGAGCCUACUCAUUCGGCAGCACGGGGCAAAAUUAUUCUGCUAACAAUCAUCACAAUGAACGACUUCCGGCUCAAAGAAUUGGAUUCAGACGAUUCCUACCAUUGUUUCAGGGAUUUACGAAGAAAACUCGUAGAAUAUUUCACAUAUAAUAAUU
This is a messenger RNA of Vanessa tameamea, 1835 nucleotides long. Its product is annotated as solute carrier family 22 member 13-like. Gene Ontology annotation, biological process: transmembrane transport. Lineage: Eukaryota; Metazoa; Arthropoda; Insecta; Lepidoptera; Nymphalidae. Gene Ontology annotation, cellular component: membrane. The record is from RefSeq and is a predicted model, not a curated record. Gene Ontology annotation, molecular function: transmembrane transporter activity. The transcript is spliced from 9 exons. The coding region runs from base 1 to 1830 and encodes 609 amino acids.